AUGCACCAUAAAUACAAUUAUAAAAGGCCAAUAAAGCAGGUAGAGGUGAUUUACACAGGGGAGCAUGGUGGAGGAUACCAAGUGUCAACGCCAGGGUACUGUGCAGCUACUGCCGCCGCUCAAAACGCCGCCAAUGCUGUUGUUCAAGCUCAGCAAAGCUCAGCUGCUUUUUCUAUUGAGCUCUCCCAUGCCGCCCAAUCUCGCCUGGAUCAUUUGCGCAGAGAAGCCGAGACAGGCCAGCUCUCUGUAACCAGCUUUAUACGCCGCGCUUGCAAGGUAUUCUUUUCAAUGGAAGAAGUAAGUAGAGGCGGCAUCGGCUUGCUUGACGAGAAAAAACUUGACAUGAUACUUGCGGAAUCACGUCGUUUUUACCCGGAGAAAGCAAACGAGUCUCUUGUGCGGCGGACUAUCUCGACUUACGUUUGUCAGACUCGUGGACAAAUGCGCGCACAAGAGAACCACACUAUCGCUCAGAUGGACCGACGGUUGUCGUACGGGCGCGUAUUGCCUGUUGCGGCGCACGGUCAUCCUGCUUACGAGCAGCGCACUGCCAUUGCUGCUUCUUUUCUUCCGGCUCAGCGCACGUUCCAGGCUAAUCGCUUUUAA
Messenger RNA from Oikopleura dioica, 606 nucleotides. Lineage: Eukaryota; Metazoa; Chordata; Appendicularia; Copelata; Oikopleuridae. The record is from the annotation of a GenBank genome assembly.